This is a messenger RNA of Cyphellophora attinorum, 3495 nucleotides long. Its product is annotated as Transcription factor tau subunit sfc4. The record is from RefSeq and is a predicted model, not a curated record. Bases 1 to 3495 code for a protein of 1164 amino acids. Gene Ontology annotation, molecular function: protein binding. The transcript has 3 exons. Gene Ontology annotation, biological process: transcription by RNA polymerase III. Gene Ontology annotation, cellular component: transcription factor TFIIIC complex. NCBI's taxonomy places the organism in Eukaryota, Fungi, Ascomycota, Eurotiomycetes, Chaetothyriales, Cyphellophoraceae.
AUGGACGACACACGUCUGCCAGGCAGCCUCAUUCCUGGGCCAGAUCUGUUCGGGCCGACGUUUCAGACUAGAGGAUAUGCCUAUGGUGGAGACGCAAAUUACGACUCAGACGAUGACGACGGCUACGCUGAGGUGGAUGACGAGUAUCACCGCAUCGCCCAGGAGGCUCCAUUGCCCUCGAUCGAGCUGCCGGACUUUCCCUCACCUUAUUCUGGCGACGGAUCUGAAGCCGCGACACCAGAUUCUUACGACAAUGGCGAAGUCGACAGCGAUGAAUUGGACGAUGGCGAAGGUGUGGACGAAGCUGUCAACGAUGAACCCGACACGCUCGGACUCGCGCCAUGGACGAUACCUGCUUCUGACGAUGUACCCAAGAAGCGGCCCCGAGGCCGACCACGAAGAAAGACACGGACAGGACAACGCGGAGGAUGGAAUCAAGGCCAGAAGGUCGGUCCACGUCCGCCUCUGGAGCCCACGCCAGAGUUUACGGAAAAGUAUCAGGCAGCUCUUAAUGCCUACAGUCUGGACGGCGAUCUCGACUCGGCACAUGAACUCAUUGUCGAGGCCAUAGCCAUCAACCCAGAGGUCUUUAACGCUCACAUCCUCCUCUCGCAAAUCUGGGAAGAUCGUGGAGAUUCUUCAAACGCCGUUCAAGCCCUCUGGACUGGCGCUCACUGCUCCUCUCGCGACCCCUUCGUGUGGCAGAAAGUCGUCGAGGCAUGUCUCGAACGAGCGACCUAUUCCAGAAUUAUCGCGCUCAAUCAGGCGAGAUAUGCACUGAAGGCUAUCCUGCGGCUAGAUCCCACUGACUGUGAGAGCCUCUUCCAACUGGCUUCGGUCGAGCGCGAAGCUGGUCGUCCUAAGCAGGCAUUGGAUCUGCUGGACAAAAUCAUGCUCGAGAUGCCGCACAAUACCCAUGCGCUGAAGAUGUAUGCUGAGACAUGUAUCUACAUGGAGAAAGUCGGUGUUGCCAUUAAUCGGUACAAGGAAGCCAUCCUGCACUAUCGUGUCCAUGGAUUGUCAGAUGAGGAUUCUUUCGAAUGGACCGAUAUCUACCAGUAUGUUGACCUUCUGACGCGUCGAGAGGGUGAUAGAGAUGUCGUCUUGCAGACGAGCAUUAACGUCCUUAAGAAGCUCUCGAGAUGGCUUCUGGGCAGAUCGAUUGAAGCAUACUGGGACAUGCAAGAGGACGAUGAUGCUGAGUUCGACCAAGAUGACAUGCCUAGAAGAAUUGCAGUACCAGGCUACCAGGUCGGAAGAUUCUCUGCUGAUCAGUACGGCAUCGGCCUGCCCAUACCUCUACGCGCCCAACUGGGCAUCCUCCGUCUCAAGCAAGGCUACUCUCGGAAGAAGCUCUGGAUCAUCUCGCCUGGCUCGAGGCCAGACGAUGUCCAGUCAGAACGGCACUCGAGGGAGCAUCAAGAAGCCUCCCGCUACUUCGAAGCUCUCCUGCGCGUUGAUUCAGAGAAGGGCCUUGACUUCUGGCUGGGUAUCGGCGCAAACGCUUACGUGGUCGACAAGAAGGCCAAUGCUCUCGAGCACUUCCAGGCUGCCGUUGCGCUCGAUGAAGACUCGGUCGUGGCCAAGACAUACAUUUGCAAAAUACUCACUGAGCAAGGCAACAAGCCUCUGGCCAUUAAGUACGGCUGUGAAGCCGUGGAGGCUGCACAUGCAGAAGUACCAAUGUCCGUCAAGGGUCUGCGCAAGUACGAACGCAUCGAUCACCGCCUGGAGCGGGAAGCUGCGGAAGAUGCGCUCAAGACUGCGCUACAGCUCCAGGGUCCAGCACCUUCGAAGAAGCGGCCAGGCCGUCGUAUGGCCGAUGACAGAUACCUCAAUGCUUUCCAAUUGAUCCUUCCAGGUGGUGGUCGCGACUACCGCCAUUCAACAAAGAAACAACCGAAGCGCCUGCCUCGUGCACCAACGCCAGUGGAGGACAAGCCGCAGAAAGUCGAUGACUUCAUGGCAGUCUAUAGCACUCUUUUGACCAACCACGAAAGCAUGCAAGCCGGCGACCCCGUUGCGACUCGGGUGUGGAUGGAGUGCGCAAAAGCCAUGAUCAACGACUUUCGCAGCGAGAAAAUCUUCUUCCCACGAGAAAAACACCAGCGCUUCAUCGGAUAUGACGACGCGUCCGUAGCAGCCUCUCGCCGACCCCUCUACGAGAAGACCGCGGCCGGCUCAGCUUCAGUCUCCGCCGCGGCCACUCCACAGCCAACACAGGAUGCUGACUCUGCCCUGCCCUCUGUCGAGCCUCUCCAGGACGCUUCGAACAUCCCCACGAGCUACCGCGAAAUCUCAUUUACAACCUGGCUAGACAUCUUCCUCGAAUACGCCCUCCUCCUAUCCUCCCCAAUCUCCAACCCUUUAUCCCACUCCGCCCAGCGCGACACCUACACCGCCCUCAGCAACACAACCCUCUGCGUCAUCUGGGUCCACGACCCGCCCUCCAUGCUCCUAAUCCACCUCGUCCACCUAGUCUGCUGCAUCAACCUGCAGGACCAAAUCACCCUCUUCGGCAACACCGACCCCUUCCGCCUCGUCCUCGCCCUCCAAAACCUCUUCCCCUACCCCCAAACCUCCCCUUUCGGCAAACCCGAGGCCCUCGCGCGCUCCUACCUCGCCAAGUCCAGUAAACCCUCAAAAUUCCUCUUCCGCCAUCUCGCAGCGAUUGACCACUGGCUCGAAACAACCUACACCGACCCCACAACGGGCGAAGCCGUCCCCGCAUACAUGCGCAAGAAACGCGACGACACACUCACCGUCUACGCACCCCUGCCCCCCGGCAGCAAAUCAACGCAACGCAUCCCCCAACGCACUCAAGAGAUGGACGCCGUCCUGCUCGUCCUCUACGGUCAACUACAUUUCUGCAAAGGGCAGUAUCUCAGCGCGCUACCAUGGUUUCACCGUGCUCGGGCACUGGUGCCGGAGGAGCCGCUGGUCGCAUUCCUGAUGGCGCUGUGCUACCUGCAGCAACCGCUGAAGCCUGGGUUCCGGAAUAGUGUGGCGCUGGCGGGUGGUGCGGCGCAGGCGAGAGAAUCCGCGGCUAGUAUUGGAGGCAGUGUUGGAGACAAGCAUAAUUGGGUGUUGAUGGGGGUGGCGAUGAUGGAGGAGUAUGCUGCUUUGCGGCUAAAGCUGGCUGAACUGAAAGAUCGAGAGCUAGGGACCGCAGCGUCUGGACAGAAGAGGGCGGAGGCGGAGAGGGAGAUCGCGUUCAAUCGUGCGAGAUGUUGGGCGAUGUUGGGGUUGGAGCAAUUGGCGACUGAUGGGUUUGAGGGAUUGUUGUUGAGGGCUGCCUUUCGGGAUGUCAAGGUGGAGCAAGAUGACGGGGAUGCGAUGGACAUUGAUUAUGGGCCAUUGUCUGCUGCGGCAGAAGGAGGCAAGGAGUACAGCGACAUGGACAUGCAGAGCGCCUACGCAUUGAGGACAAGCUAUGCGCUCAGCGGGAACAUGGACAUGGCGAGAAGCAUUACUGAGAGAUUUCUGGUGUGCUGA